This is a messenger RNA of Micropterus dolomieu (smallmouth bass), 2705 nucleotides long. RefSeq lists its product as uncharacterized. The transcript is spliced from 18 exons. Bases 19 to 1206 code for a protein of 395 amino acids. The record is from RefSeq and is a predicted model, not a curated record. NCBI's taxonomy places the organism in Eukaryota, Metazoa, Chordata, Actinopteri, Centrarchiformes, Centrarchidae.
GACAGGGUGCUGAAAACGAUGGCGACCGAUACAGAGGAGAUAAGAAACCAAACAAGCUCCUGUCCCAUCCCCGACAACAGUCUUAGUACUCUGUCCAUCAAAAUUACCCGGAAAAACCAGGAUAGACACUGGAAGUUGCGGUUUAUUUACCUGCAGUGCUAUUUCUUGACCAUUGCAACAAUAUUGGGAACUGGAAUCUUAGGUCUCCCAGUAACGAUAGCCCAUGCUGGACUGGUGCCUUUCCUCGUCUCUUUUCUCAUUGGCUUCUUUGUCCAGGCCUUGCUCAUCUACCUCUUUGUGGAACUUCUUCAGAAAUGUCAGGUGGUGCAGCUGGAAUCUCUAAAGACAGGUGUCGCAGAGUGUAUUGUGAUGGACCAGGUGGGCGUGGAGGUAUCAGCCCCCACAGAGGAAGAGGAUGAUGAGGAUGAGGGUGAAAAUGCUCAAGCAGAUACAGGUUUACUACAGCCAGACGCCGUAGCUUUGCACAAUCAAGCUGAGAGCCUGCAGCCCAACCUUCAUAUGCUUGGCCACCUCUUCCUAUCCCGGCCCAUGAGUCACGCCUUCAACUUUAUCCUCCUCUUCCAGUUUAUUUCUAUUGGAAUUAGUUAUGUCUUAGCUGGCAGUGAGGCCUACGCUGCUCUUCUUAAUGUCAGGCACAUCUAUGUGAUCCCGGCUUUCACCUGGACUCUAACUCUGGCUAUCUUACUAGCCCACACAGUCAUCCAGCCAAUCACUUCGCUGCUUACCCUGCUGAAAGGAAUCAUGCUCAUUGUCACGGUGGCGGUCACAUUUGCAGUGGGGUCAGAGGUCGGCCUUCAAAGCAGCAGUGAUUUCAGUCAGAUGGGGAAACCUUUCCUAAUGGGCACAGUGGCUCUGGGAGGGAUUGUAAACGUGAUGCCUCUGCUCUUCUCACAGAUCUCACACAACAAAACACAGAUCCUGUGGUUUCGGAGAGCAGUGCUUGGAGGUCUGACAACCUGUACUGUGCUCAACAUCCUCUGGUGCUGGGCAGUGCUGGAAAUUGUCCCCCAGACGUCAUUACCAGAGAGGUGGAUGGUAGCUGAGACAACAAAGCCCAACACCAGCAGCUUGUCUGGUCCUCAUUCCUCCAUCUCCCCUCUACUGUACUCCAACAUCUCACUAGAAGAGUCUGAGAAAGCAGGAGAGAUUGCAACCAUUCCACUGACUAGGUCGAUGGUCUGGUGAGCUCUGUGUGGAGCAGCAGACUGGAGUGGCUGUCUAAAGCCUGGGAGCAAAACCUGCCGAACAAGCAGCACAUCUGCUCAGCGAGAAGCAUGGCUAAAGGAUUCAUGUCACUGCUUGGAUUUGGUGUCAUCUUUACCGUGUCAGUGUGUGAUCCCAGGGGUUUUGUUGUCAUGUUGGACAAAGUUGUGUCGUUCUCCCUCAACACUGAAGUCGGACUGUUUGUCUUCAUCAUGAUGAGAGAAUCCAGAGAAGAGAGAUUCCAAAACCUUGCGGUCCCUCUGCCAGUAGGCGACUCAGUCUUCAGCCUCAGUUGGCUGCUCCCCACCUACUUCCUGUUUGCAGUAACCUAUGACAUCCUGCAGACCCUGGCAGAUGUGGCUCAUUACCUGCCUUUCUACAGCCACAGCGAGGAACCACACAACCUCAAUCUAACUGGCAGUUUAGCAGCAGCCAAUCUCUCCACCCCGCUCUGAUCCUCACGCAGCCAGAGGAGAGACAGACCAGUCAUUAGAAGAGAAGAGAAGAUGAAUCUUUAAUGACAACCUGAGGAGAAACUGGUCACAGAACACAGCAAACAGAAUACAAUUAGCAGUAAGAGCGGGCCAGUGGGCCAAUAUUUGCUAAUCCUCUGUAGUCAAGCUACAACAACAACAACAACAGCCUCCGCACUAGAGACAGAGGCAGCAGACACAAAGCCAGUUGCAUCACCUUCACGAGAGAAACAACUUCUCUGGCUGAGCUGUUUGGGGAUCAGUCCAAGACCCAGGAGACGGGCAGCAACUCUGUGGCCAAGACAGCAGACAAAGGAGUGAUGUUGUUCUCAGCAUGUUGGCUCAGCGAUACUUAUCUGUGCCUGGGUCGCCUGUCUCUAGUGAGAGAGGCUUGUAUUUUCCAUAGAGACGACUGUCAGCAAGCAGACUGUUCUGAGGAUCACAUAUACAGCAAGCACACACAAUAAUGCAAAGCACCUCAGAUGAGCUUUCAGCUCAGAAGUAACUUAAUCCCAAUAACAAACACUGCAACAAUAAAAGUUUAGUGCUAAGUGGCAACAUUUUGUGAUGUUGAAGUGAGUCGUUACUACCUCCCCAUUAAACUAAAUUAGGCCUAUUAUUAAAUCAUACGCAACUGUCAGUCUGCUUUCACCUCUAUUGUACUAACAGUUCAUACUGCUAACAUUUCAGCUGCCUACUAACUUUAAAAUAAGCCCCACCCCUGCACUUUGUGGUUAGUGUGUGUUUAUGACAGCCACUGUUGAAAAUACCACAGCAGGGGGAAGAGCUUAGUAUUUGUUCAGUCCCAGUUAAUAAAAAAAAAAAAAAAAAAGUCUUGAUUGGCUCUCAUCCUGAGCUUCCUGAUAACAUCUAGACAUCUCUAGUUACACGUCUACUGAAAUAAAUAUACUGAGGGAGCAGAAACAAACACCUGCAAACUGCGAGGGAAUGCGGUGAAAGUUAAAUGUUGUUGAACACUGAAACAAUAAACGACAUAUUAUAAAAUGA